AUGGCGCCAAUGGGUAAUGAUGAAUACACUCUUGAUUGCAAUGUAGGCGGCCCAUGUUUUCGGCCAACACUCCAAUUUGGUCUGUUGCAAACUAUUCGAUGUGCGAGCAAAAAAUCCGGUGGUAAAUCCAAGAAUGGACGAGGUUCUGCUGGGAAAAGAUUAGGUCCAAAGAAAUCCGAUGGUCAGAGUGUCAUCCCUGGCAAUAUUAUCAUGAGGCAAAGAGGGACUAAAUUUCAUCCUGGAUUAAAUGUUGGAAUCGGCAGAGAUCAUACGUUAUAUGCCCUGGUAGAAGGAAAGGUCUCCUAUACAAGGCAAGCACUUCGUAAUCCAAUUCCUUACCGACCUAUUAAAGUGAGAAAAACCAUUCACGUUAUACCCACUCCCAAAGUGCCAGAGUUUGUUUUAAAUGCUUGA
Trichoplax adhaerens is the source of this 414-nucleotide messenger RNA. RefSeq lists its product as uncharacterized. Lineage: Eukaryota; Metazoa; Placozoa; Uniplacotomia; Trichoplacea; Trichoplacidae. Bases 1 to 414 code for a protein of 137 amino acids. The record is from RefSeq and is a predicted model, not a curated record. The transcript is spliced from 3 exons. Gene Ontology annotation, molecular function: structural constituent of ribosome. Gene Ontology annotation, biological process: translation. Gene Ontology annotation, cellular component: ribosome; mitochondrial large ribosomal subunit.